UGUCGUAAAGCGGGAGCGGAUGUCGUGACGUGUAAAGAGGCUGGUGUUCAACAGAACCCAUUGUGGUGUGGGAGAGGAGUGAGCAGCAACCUGAGAGAACAAAUAGAGGAAGAAAUACAUAUGUGACCACAGAGGGACUCGUAUUAAACAACCGGAUAUGGACCUUAUUGCACAACACAGGCGCUGUUGUCCUGUGUGAAGAGGACCGUGUCUUCUACUCAGAGAAAGAUCCGGAAUAUGAAGAGUUAAGACUCGACAUCCCAACUGUUUAUUUCAGCAGCUAGCAGGCUAGCUGGCUAGAUGUCUGAGUCCGCUUGAUAAUAGAGAUUUUCGUCGAGCUUUGAAAAAGCGGCUUAAGACAAUGUUUGCGUUGAUUUAAAAGGACCAUUGAGUCGCCUGGUCUGAAGCUCCAACUUUGAAGAAUGAUUUCAACCGAGCUCUGAUCAUUUCACUACUAAAGCCAAAGUCUCACAGGACUGCUUGCUCAAGUUUUUGCCCUCAACCUGGAUAAGAGAACAUGACGCACUGGCCACUGCCAGGGACUGGCAGAGGGCAGAUGUGCCAGCUGUGUCCCUGCCUGCUGCUUUAAAAGUUUCUCAGUUUGCACCAUGCCGAAGAGGAACUGAGGUCACCUCCCUGACAUUUGACACAAUACCUCACCUCUUCCCCACCCCUUAUCACACCCCUCAUCCCUGCCCAUUCCCAUCAUGCUGCGCUUCCUGCCUCUCAAACUUGGCCGCCUGUAUCGCUGUCUGAAGCUCCUGCUGGUGGUGGGAUUGUUUGUUGUCCUGUUGAUGAACACCCACAACUUAUUUGCCUCCUUCCAGAAGAAUGAGCUCACUGACAGGCGUUUCAUUAACCUCAACAAGUGUCCUGCCUGCUUUGGCACCAGCUGGUGCCGUAAGUUCAUGAAUGGCCAGGUUUCCUUUGAGACGUGGGGUCGCCUCCGAUUUCUAGACGUAUUCAAUGUCAAGAACGUUUACUUUGCCCAGUACGGGGAGCCCAGGGAGGGCACCCGACGUGUGGUGCUCAAACGGCUCGGCUCCAACCAGGAGCUGGCUGAGAUAGACCAGAAAAUCUGCAAGAGAGCCACUGGCAGGCCGCGUUGUGACAUCAUCCAGGCCAUGUACAAGACUGAGUUUGCCCGGAUCAACGGGGAUGUUCGCCUGCUUACUCCAGAUGUGGUGGAGGGCUGGUCAGACCUGGUGCACUGCCCCUCGCAGAGGUUGCUGGACCGUGUGGUCCGAAGGUAUGCAGAGACCAAGGACUCGGGCAGCUUCUUGUUAAAGAACCUAAAGGACACGGAAAGAAUGCAGCUGCUUAUGACUUUGGCAUUCAAUCCAGAACCUCUUGUACUACAGAGCUUUCCAUCAGAUGAAGGGUGGCCAUUUGCCAAGUACCUGGGAGCAUGUGGGCGCAUGGUAGCUGUUAACUACGUGGGCGAGGAGCUGUGGAGCUACUACAAUGCACCGUGGGAGAAGAGAGUGGACUUGGCACGGCAGCUGAUGGACAUUGCCGAGCAGCUCACCAACAAUGACUUUGACUUUGCCCUGUACCUGCUUGAUGUCAGCUUCGAUAACUUUGCAGUCGGCCCUCGUGACGGAAAAGUCAUCAUUGUCGACGCUGAAAACGUUCUGGUGGCAGACAAAAGGCUGAUAAAACAGAACAAGCCAGAGAGCUACGAUGUGUGGUACGAGAGCCGGUUCGAGGAGUGCGACAGGGAGGCCUGCCUGUCUUUUUCAAAAGACUCGCUUUGUUCCAGGGUCACUGUGGACCACAAUUACUAUGCUGUGUGUCAGAACCUGCUGUCGAGAUACGCUACGUGGCGGGGCACCACCGGAGGCCUCCUCCACGACCCGCCCUCCCAUGUAGCCAAAGACGGACACCUUGAUGCUCUGUUGGAUGAGUGCACCAAACCCAAAAAGCGCUAUGGCCGCUUUCAGGCGGCCAGGGAACUGCGCGAAUACCUCACACGGCUAGCUGCUGCCUCGUCCUCUGCCAUGGCCAGGUAAUGCAUGGAGUCGGCGUUAGCCAGACGCACUUAGACUGAAUUUUGUACUCUUUAUCCCCCGGACUCCUGGGAUCCCGGUUCACGUACGUGAUGUCAUUUGCUGCCUUUGUGCAACAGAGCAAGAGGGUGCUGGGUCUUGCAUCAUGAAGUGUGAGACUCAAACUUCAAAGCGGAAUUGUUAAAGCUCUACCUUUUUACCUGGACUUUGCUCCUUGGUGCAGGAAGGGUAUGGCACUACAAAAAUUCCUGCUCGAGCCAGAAAAGAGAGGUGAUGGAGGUGGUAACCUUUCGGCUCUGGGGGUUGGGCUGCCUCCUCGAGGUCUGAGAUUAGAAAGGGCUCUGCUGAACGCAUCCCUCACUGGAGUCAGGCUAACGUAAACCGGAGCAUCCGAGCAGCAGCCCUGAUGAUGUCCAUCAGAACAUUUUGAUUUAGAAAAAUAAACUUUAACACGUUUCGAAUUUACUGCAGUCCUUUUCAGUUUUGAAGUAUUUUUUUGUUGUUUUAUUUUUUUCAGGGCUCAAUUUAAGUCAGUUGUGCUGUGCACAUUUUUUUGCUGUGCCAUGGGUUUGUUUUUUUUUUUUGGUUGUUGUUGUUCUUUUAUUUUCUGUAGCAUUGCUGCCUGGAAGGUGGAAGUAGCAUGAAUCUCCUGCUGUGGGGCGGCAGGGAAGGCUGGGCUAAAGCAGGUGUAGAGUAAAAGCAAGGGGUUGGGGGUUUGCAUUUCGCACAGGAGAGAAAUAAAAUCCUUGACAGCGACACAAGUAUAAUUUCAAAUCAAUCACUGUUUCCAGGUUUCAGGAUUGUGGCAAUCAUUUUUUGUGUAUGUGUGAUUUUUUUUUGUUAUUUUUUUUCUUUAAUAGAAACCAGAAAUGGCAAGACAGCUGCUCAUGGGGAAAAAGUAGGCGAUAAUUGGACUUUGGUGGUCCCUUAAUGCAGAUGUGUCUAUACCAAAGAGGCUGUUUGUAAUAAGAACUCCAAAGUUUACACACCUCUCUCUCCAGUCAUUUCCCACUAGAGUUCUACAAAGGAACACAGCUUUUAUGAGCUGACAAGCUUGGGUACUGAUAUUCUGUCCCCAAAGAAUCAAAUCCAGGGGCAUCUAAAACAAAAAUAGCCAUAGUUAAAUUACAACUCCCUUUGCUUCGUCAGCCUGCAGCAGAAUUGAUAAAUGACCAGUUAACAUUUUUCCUUCAACAGUGAUGCAGAAAGAUUUUUUUUAUUUAAAAAAUUGACUUUUACAAGAUAAAACCUACAUUGUACUGCCCCCACAAAGCCCCGUUCUCUUUAAAUACCAGUAAUUGAUGAAUGCUAUUGUCUGACUCGUCCCAUUGCUGCUGAAUGCAAUAAGCUCUGUCAGGUCGAUGGAUGAAAAGGGAAUGAAGAUAUCCAUAAAUGACUUUCCUGCACCAGAAAGUGGAUUCUGACCUGCGCUUUUACAUUUCGCAGCCCAGAAAUUUCCGCUCAAUAUUUAAACAUUAAGCACCACUUAGAGGUUGGGUUGAUUUUACACUCAGUGGACCACCAAAUUAAAGCAACAAAUACAGGCUCAUUUUGCUCAUAGCUUAUGAGAUAUGUUCCUUUUUAAAUAACUUGAAAAAACAAUUUUGUCUAUUGCUUCAAAUGUUUUUUGUUUCUUUGUAAGUCAACUAUGUUGAUGUUGUGAUUAAGAUGGUAAAAUGACAAUGAAAUUUGUGUCAUACAGAAAAUAAGACAGGCCAAUAAUUAAAUGAACAUGAGCCACUUAACCACUACAUUCAGAGGGGAAGUUAGAAAGCACAUUAGCUGCUCUUUUUUUUCUUGUUGUUUUCUUGUUUUCCCUCCUAGUUUUCGACAUGACUUGUAAGGCUGACCUGACCCUUGUCAGUUAGGAAAAGCAAUAAAAACAUGUUUGGCUAAUGGAUUUCAUCUGUUGAAACCCUUAAACCUCAUUUGUUGUGUCAGAUACAUUUUAGUCCCGCCCCUGGUCAGAUGUAUUUCAGUAUGAAAAGAGGUCAAUCUCGAGGGAUUUGUUCAUGCGUAACUAGCUGUCCACUUUUGUACUGUAAUUUUCUUUGAGUAUUAUAUCAGCAUUGUCUGAUUUUUCCUGUGCCUUUCAUUCAAAGUUGUAUUUACAACUUUUAGUGGGUUUAUAUAUUAAAAUAAAUGAAGAAAUCUAUAUAUAUAUAUAGAUAUAUACCUAUGA
Molecule: messenger RNA, 4191 nt
Organism: Austrofundulus limnaeus
Lineage: Eukaryota; Metazoa; Chordata; Actinopteri; Cyprinodontiformes; Rivulidae
Gene: dipk2ab
Product: divergent protein kinase domain 2Ab
Exons: 4
Coding region: 708-2012 (434 amino acids)
Source: RefSeq, a predicted model, not a curated record